AUGGCGGCCAAUACGCUUCGGGCCAUUGCACUUGAGAUGGCGCCAGCAGGGCAGCUGAGGGUGGGAAUCAACAUGCGCAACCAACUGCUGGUAACGGGCAAGACUCCUACCGGCGAGCCGCUUGGGUUGGCGCCGAGCAUGGCAGCCGCCUUCGCCGAACGAAUCGGUGUGCCCGUGGAGUUUGUCCCAUAUGACUCUCCAGCAAAGCUUGCGGAUGAUGCAGCGUUCGAUAAGUGGGAUGUUGCAAUGAUCGGAGCAGAUCCCGCUCGAGCUGCGCAUGUCGAUUUCACGGCGCCCUACUGCCAGAUCGAAGCUACCUACGCAGUGGCUUCGGACUCCUUGUUUACUCAAUGCUCUGAGGUCGACGUGGCGGGCAUUCGCGUUGCUGGCUGCUCUGGAGCUGCUUACGUCCUCUGGCUGGAGAGACACCUCAAGAACGCGAGUCUUGUCAAGGCGGAUGGUCAUGAAGCAACUUAUGACAUGUUCAAGAGCGAGAAGCUGGACGCUUUGGCUGGGUUGCGAUCCAAGCUGACCAAGGCCUCCAUGCCCUCCUCACUUCAAGACUUCAAGACGCCUCAGCUGGCUCCUGUGAAGGACGCCCAAAAGCUUCCUGGCACUCGCAUGCUUCCUGGGAAGUUCAUGGCCGUGGAGCAGGCUUCCUUGAGUAAUCACCGAAGUGAACAUCAAGUUGCAGGGGACUGA
Messenger RNA from Symbiodinium pilosum, 702 nucleotides. NCBI's taxonomy places the organism in Eukaryota, Dinophyceae, Suessiales, Symbiodiniaceae. The record is from the annotation of a GenBank genome assembly.